AGCGCUGCCUCGCUAUAUUUGUCAGCAGCUGUCAUUUACUGCUGCCACAUCAGGAUUUCCAGAAGAGGGGAGGUCUCGGGCUAAAUUUACUUUAAAUAUCCCUUCAACUGUGCUGGCUGCAAAUGUUCAGGGGACUGGCUGCAAAACCAGCGUCUUCAUUAUAAGGACUCAAUCAGGACUGAGGAAAAAAAAAAAAAACUACUUGUGUUGACAUCACUCCUGAUCUGGGGUAUUUAUCAUCAUGUCAAACGAAGAUGUGGAAGCCAUCCCUCCCAGUUCCUCCCCAGCGAUGCUGGAUGAGACCACCAAAGAGUAUUUGUUCAGCACAGACGAGGGGACCCUGAGUAAGGCCUCUGCAGAAGCACAGGUUCCCACAGCACACCUAGACAUAGGGCCUGAAGGGCUCAGCUUCUACAACAUGGACCUCUACGAGUCACGGGAAAGGCUGGAUAUCUUCACCGAGGAGCUGUCUUCCAGCAGGACAGAGGACGAGCAGUUUACAGCGAUGGAGGAUUCCAACGAAAGCCGUCCGAGAACGGAGGAGGAGGAGUAUGACCUUUACACGGCCGAAGUGAGCGAGAUGGCAAGGCAGUACGGGAUCUGGGACGACAAGGAGGACAUGGAAAUGGGGUUUCAAACCCAGGAACCCUUUGUGAUGGUCACGCAGAAACAGGAGCCUGCCGUCCUAGACAUCAAGACUUGGGGUGAAGAGCCUGUCAAGGGUGAACCCAAGGAGAGGGGUGCUGGGGAGAAGAGAGACAGCAUUCAUAAAACGCCUGCAGUCGAUGAAGGAGGUUCGAUGGAACAUCACGAGCCUUGCUAUCCCUCAGAGGGGGAUGAGCCCCAAUCGCACGAGCAGUAUGUUGGACAAAGACAAUAUAGUGAAGAGGCUUUCAAGGAGGAGGAGUGGGAGGAGGAGGGUUCACAGGCUAUGAAGGCUUCCCGUGGAGAUACUCAGAUUGGGGAGUUUGUCGGCUUCUCUGCAAAAACCCAAGAAGAUCUUACCAUGGAUAUGGACAACCCUGAAGACGCGUUCAGAGCGAGCGAGCACACGCAUGACCUAGAGGAGGAGCAGCCAGGAGCACAGGCAGGUGGAGAGGAUGAAGUCCCAGAUGUAUUCUGCAUGGAGUGUAAAAUCGCAAUCAGAGCCUUUGACAAGGUGUUCGGCUCUCACAAGGAUCAUCAAGUCACUAAACUGUCAAUCGCCGCAGAAGACACUAAGGUUGAAAUUCAUAAAACUAUGUGCAAGUUAGAAGAACAGAUAGCUCAAAUGGAAAAUUUUGCAAGCCAUUUGGAGGAGAUUUUCAUCACUGUUGAGGAAAAUUUUGGGAGACAAGAACAGAACUUGGAACAGCAUUAUAACGAAGUCAUUCAAACACUCACCCAGAGAUACGAGGACAAGACCUCGGGGCUGGAGGACGAGAAGAAACAGAAAUUGGAGAAGUUGUAUAGCCAGCUGGUGAACUGUGGGAAAACCCUGGAUAUUUCAAAGGAUUUGAUAGAAGCUGCUCAGGAGAUCUGCAGAAAUGAAGACAAGCUUGCCUUCCUUCAGGUUGCUGUACCCACUGUGGAGAGGAUAGAAGAAUACACUGCCUCCGAUCCAGACCUCAAGUUAUCAGCAUCCUUGGAGUUUGAAAACGAUGCUAUUGAUUUUUCUGAUGUCAGGCAGAUGAUGGAUUCCAUUAACAUCGUUCCAGCCCCAUCUGCUCCAGUGAUAAACCCCCAGACUCCGAAUUCGUCCACCAGUACUUCUGUGCGGGUGUGCUGGAGCUUGUUCUCGGACGACACUGUGGAGUACUAUGAGUUGUAUUACAAACCCGUGCUGGAAGGCACGACAGCAGAUGAGAAUGAAGAACAGGAUGCAUCGAUGGUUAAGGUGAAAGAAACGUACUGCACGGUGUUGAAUUUAGUACCGAAUACACAGUACAAGUUCUGGGUGACCGCAUUGAACACCACUGGCAUCAGCCCUGCCAGUGAAAGAGCAGUCUACAUGACUGUGCCGUCACCUCCGGUUAUCAAGAAGAAACUGUGCAGAAGCUGUCCGAACGCAGCAUUAAUUCGCUGGGAGUCGGGUAACACAAACCCAGUGGACUCUUACACAGUGGAACUCUGUGAAAUAAGCAGAGAGAGGAGCGAGACCGCUGUCACAGAAUCCAUAGUUGGAAUCCCUACAUAUGAAUCAGUAAUUCAGUUGCUGUCAGGACGGAGCUACCUAAUCUAUGUAAGAGCUGUUAAUAUAGGCGGACCCAGUGAAAGAAGUGACCCUGUCAUCAUUUAUACAACAGGCACUUUCUUUCGUCUGAAUGAGGACACGGCACACCCCUCCCUUGCCAUUUCAGAGGAUGGAUUCACCAUGUUCUAUGGGGAUGAAUAUACAGAAUUAAAUGACAUAACCUUCAGUGAUAACACCUUCUCCAGAUGUGUUGCCAUAAUGGGAGAGCUAAUACCAAUUAGAGGAAAGCAUUACUGGGAAGUAGAAGUGGAAGAACACACAGAAUACCGGAUCGGCGUGGCGUACGAAGACACACAGAGAAAUGGAUACCUUGGUGCAAACAACACCUCCUGGUGCAUGAGGCACGUCAUGACACCGUCAAGGCACAAAUAUGAAUUUUUGCACAAUGGAUCAACUCCAGAUAUCCGAAUUACAAUGCACCCGAAGCGCAUUGGAGUGUCUCUAGACUACGAAACAGGGAAACUUGCGUUUUUUAACACAGGUCUUUCACAGCAUAUCUACACAUACAAGUGUCACUUUCUGCACUAUGUACACCCUUGUUUUGCAUUAGAGAAGCCUGGAGCUCUGACUGUGCACAACGGCAUUGAAGCUCCUGAAUACAUUACAUUCUCAUGAACAGGCUUAGUGUAGAGCGAUGCACUUAAAUACGAUAUUUGUAAUACUAGCUGACUAUUUCAAAUUUCCAAAAUGCUCUAGCCAGUCUUGUAUGAUGUAAUAUGGUGAACAUAGCAGGCUAAUACUUAUGGCAUAAAUGCCUACUUUAUCACAGUAGCUUACUUUAAUGCAGCAACUAUAACUUGCAAUGUAAGAUGUUUGCCCCUUUGUAAUUUAUUAUUUCCCCAUGCACAUGAUUUCAGCUUUCAAAUGCCUUUGAAAAACAUCUUUAGUCAAGAAUGUGACAGGAUUUUUUAUUUACUGUAUUUGUAAAGAAUAAAAGCAUUCAUCCGCCAUCAUAGAAAUGCUUUACUGUAAGCCACAUAUUUGAUAUGCAUUCUACAUUGUAACCAAUGUUUUAUCCUGGCAGCUCAAAG
Molecule: messenger RNA, 3264 nt
Organism: Acipenser ruthenus (sterlet)
Lineage: Eukaryota; Metazoa; Chordata; Actinopteri; Acipenseriformes; Acipenseridae
Product: fibronectin type III and SPRY domain-containing protein 2-like
Exons: 13
Coding region: 242-2848 (868 amino acids)
Molecular function (GO): protein binding
Source: RefSeq, a predicted model, not a curated record